UGGCUCAUUCUCAAUUUCUUUCAGAAAUGGAACGUACCGGGAAAGUUACUCGACGGAACCCGACUGGCCAGGCACCGGGAAGGUCCCAACGUGGCAGUCGGGGAGCAUCGAGGGUGUCCGGGGGACAAGGCCGUGCAGGCCACUCGCUGACCGUGAGUGACGGCCAUGUUGAGACGAUUGACGAGCAUUAUGAAUCCGAGGAGGAUUCAACUUACCGGCCGGGAACUGAGCUGGUUGAAACCCCAUAUGAUGGGGGGGACGAUGACGUUAGCGAAGAGAGCGAUGAUAAUGACGCUCUCGAGAGGAUUGAGGAAUUGCUUCGGCAAUACCAACAAGAUCGCCAAAGGCGCCGGGCAAGGCGUGCUUCGGUAGGGGCUUCGAGAAGAGGAAGCCGUGCUAGUCUUGGAGGACAUGAGGAACCCCGGGGAGGAAGAGGUGUCGAGGUCCCAAUAAUAAGGAUCUCGAAAUACCUAAAAGAAGCAAGGGAUUUGGGGUGCAAACCGUUCGAUGGAACGGGAGACAUCUCCAUUGCGGCUGAAUGGAUCAAAAGAUUCAACGAGGCGGCCCUUGACAUGCAGCUGCCGCCAAACAUGAAAAUGAGAGUAGCAACGAGGUUGCUAGAAGGCAUGGCGUCCACGUGGUGGGACGGAGUCAAAGGAAAAUACGGCGAGGCCGUCACUUGGGAGAACUUUCGGCAGGAGUUCUUCAACCAAUACUACUCCGACUUCGAGGUAAACAUGAAGAGGAGGGAGUAUACGAACUUGACACAAGGAGGUGCAUGUACGGUGAAGGAACUUGAGCACAAGUUCAGAAAGCUUGCCGAAUUCAUACCGGAGUACAUAUGUGAUGAGAACCGGAUGGUGAAUCACUUCUGGGAUGCCUUGGACCUUGACAUACGUGAGAGGGCAACACAAUUGCCUAAUAUGACAUUUAGUCAAGUGGUGGAACAAGGUUUGAAGGGAGAGAAGGAGUGGGAAGAGAGGAAGCGAAGAAAUGCCGAGGAGGCAAAGAAAAGAAAAUGGGAGAACCAUGGCCCCCAGGGUUCAAACAAGAAUGGGAAUCACGGGGGAGGAGGAUCCUUCAGGGCACCCGCACCACCAUCAAGGGGGAAUCCCAACAUGGGUGGGCAAAACUCGG
This is a messenger RNA of Cuscuta epithymum, 1137 nucleotides long. The record is from the annotation of a GenBank genome assembly. NCBI's taxonomy places the organism in Eukaryota, Viridiplantae, Streptophyta, Magnoliopsida, Solanales, Convolvulaceae.